GGUUGCUUGUUUGAGAGAGCUGCAGCGGCAGAGAGUCGUUGUGAGCAGGGACAGGAUGGACCACUGGAUCUGCCUUCUGGGCUUCUUAAGGGUGGCUUUAUGUUUGCCUAGCUUGCCUUACACUCUUCAUCAAGAGAAGGUUAGCUUUGAUGAUGCCCUGAACACCUGUCGACAAGAAGGGUUUCUGACAGAUAUGGCAGCCAAAGAGGAGAUGGACAAGAUCAUUUCAGUUACAUCAGAAAUUAUGCACUCAGCGGGUACUUUUGAGUUCUGGGUGGGCCUGAGGAAAUCCCAAUCAGACUGUGUUUUUGAGGAUCCUCCAUUGAUGGGUUUCAAGUGGACAGCAAACAACAGCAGCCAUUCGGAGGUCAACAAGUGGCUGGAAAAGCCAGCUAAAACCUGUACAUCUGUGCUGUGUGGACUGCUCAUUGUGGAAUACAGUGGAGAGAGGAUAACUAACUGGGGCUGGAAAGGGACCACCUGCAAGACAGAACACCCAUUCAUUUGUAGACGGAUAAAAAAUGAAACAUCACAGUGCCCUAAUCCACAACUAUUUCAGGUAAGGGAAUUCAUCCCAGUGGUGGAUAAUCCUUACCUGCUGGAAGUUCAUUGUUUGUCCAGUAAAACAUUUAUCUUGACUUGUUCUCCAACCAAUAAGGAGUGGAUGUUGGGGAACAGAUCAGCUGACCUGACAGGGCUUUGCCUCACAUGCCAAGCAGGGUAUACCAGGGACGAAGGGGGAAACUGUGUUGACUUUGAUGAAUGCACAGACAAACAGCUGUGUACGUUCGGCUGUAGAAACACAGAGGGCUCCUACAUAUGUAUCUGUGAUACUGCCAGUGGAUAUGUGCAGGAUGAAAACGCUACCUCAUGUAAGAAAUUACUGGCAUCUACCAACACUCCACCCAGCAGCACUCACUUCCUCCCCCCCAUCAAUUCGUCUCCCCAGGCCACAAAUGGGAAGGAACUUCCACCCACCCCCACUCUAGGGAGCCCAACCACCACCAUCAUCACCACCACUGCCCAUGUUAACCUGGAAAUCUCUAGGGGCCAGUCCAGCAUCUUCAUACCAGUGCUGGUGGCAGUGGUGUCAUUAGUGGCUUUGGGGGUGACUGUCUUGCUCUUUGUGAAAUGUUGCCUCGGAAGGCGGUCAAAGAAAAUCUCAAGGAAAGAAAGGGGGAAGUCUAAAGAAACAGUAAUCCUGAAAGACGCCGCAGACUGUGAAAACCAGAAGGACUCUGUGUGAGGGAGCAAGAUGGCGGAGACCGAGGGGGUGAUUCAAUUAAUCUACAGAGUAAUUGGACUGUAGCUUUAAAGGCAGCAGAGUUACUUCUUUAAAAAUUGUUCUUUUCAGCUUGAUGUACUGGAAAAAUGUGUUGCAAAAGUAGCUGCCUUAAAGUUGCUUCUUUGCUUUGCACUUUGGUUGAAUAACCCCACUUAGCUUCUCUCAGACUGUUGAAGAGUACAGGAGUGUACAGGGCUAUGUGUUUACGGGUAAAGUGUGUGUUUUUUUUAUUGGAGUCAAAUAAUGACUUGUAAAGCCCCUUGUUUUAUCUUUUACAGCAAAGUUAUAUACUCUG
Megalops cyprinoides (Indo-Pacific tarpon) is the source of this 1580-nucleotide messenger RNA. It is a transcript of the gene clec14a, whose product is annotated as C-type lectin domain containing 14A. Bases 56 to 1246 code for a protein of 396 amino acids. Gene Ontology annotation, biological process: positive regulation of axonogenesis. Gene Ontology annotation, cellular component: cytoplasm. Gene Ontology annotation, molecular function: calcium ion binding. NCBI's taxonomy places the organism in Eukaryota, Metazoa, Chordata, Actinopteri, Elopiformes, Megalopidae. The record is from RefSeq and is a predicted model, not a curated record. The transcript has a single exon.